Molecule: messenger RNA, 720 nt
Organism: Homarus americanus (American lobster)
Lineage: Eukaryota; Metazoa; Arthropoda; Malacostraca; Decapoda; Nephropidae
Product: translation initiation factor IF-2-like
Exons: 1
Coding region: 1-720 (239 amino acids)
Source: RefSeq, a predicted model, not a curated record
AUGCGACCAGAGGGCCACACGACCAGAGGGCCACAUGACCAGAGAGGGACACACGACCAGAGGGCCACACGACCAGAGGGCCACAUGACCAGAGGGCCACACGACCACAAACCAGAGGACACACACAACCAGAGGACACAACCAGAGGACACACGACCAGAGGGCCACACGACCAGAGAGCCACAUGAUCAAGAGGCCACACGACCAAGAGGCCACACGACCAGAGGCCACACGACCAGAGAGCCACAUGAUCAAGAGGCCACACGACCAAGAGGCCACACACCAGAGGCCACACGACCAGAGGGCCACAUGACUAAGAGGCACACACGACCAAGAGGCCACACGAGACCAGAGGGCCAUGACCAGAGGGGCCACACGACAGAGGGACACAACCAGAGGGACACACGACCAGAGGGCCACACGACCAGAGAGCCACAUGAUCAAGAGGCCACACGACCAAGAGGCCACACGACCAGAGGGUUACACGACCAGAGCUACACACGACCAAGGAGGACACGUGACCAGAGGGCCACACGACCAAGAGACCACAUGACCAUAAGGUCACAUGAUCAAGAGGCCACACAACCAGAGGGCCACACUUUAUCAAUAUACGAAACGACCAGGAGCCAUAUGACCAGAGGGACACACAACCAGAGGGACACACACGAUCAGAGGGCCACACGACCAGAGGGCCACAUGAUCAAGAGGCCACACGACUAA